AUGGAGCCGUCGGCCACAGCGUAUGCCUCUCUUCAGAGCUCUUUGCAUUCGGCACUCGAAUCGCUUCCUAUCGACAAAACGUCACUACUUCCCUAUGGCUUGUUGUUGUUGCCCGCGUUCGCCGUGCUCUACUCGGCUUCCAAGCCAGCGUCGAAAUUCCCCGAGGUCAACCCCAAGAAUGCUUUUGAGCUUACCGACGGACGACGAGUCAAAGAAUUCAUGGCCAAUAGCAUGGAGCUCCUGAAGACUUGGGAAAAGCGGGUUGGGGGCAGCCCCUAUAGACUGUUCUGCGAGAAUGGCUUAACGACUAUGCUGCCAUUUAACGAAGUCGAAAACAUGCGGAGUGAUAAGCGCUUCGACUUCAGCCAGGUCGCUUCUGACGACACUCAUGGCUACCUUCCUGGUUUUGAAGCGUUUGGGAAUGACCCAACCAUCAUUAAGGUGGUGAACAAGCAUCUGACUAAAGCUCUCACCAAGAUCACAGCCCCACUAUCCCACGAAGCCGAGCUCGUUAUCCAACAAACUUUGGGUGAUUCUACAGAAUGGGAACUCCACAAUGCUCCACUCGCUAUUAUGAAGAUUGUUUCGCGCAUGUCCGCCAGGGUGUUCAUGGGCGAGGAGCUCUGUAGGGACGACAAGUGGAAUGUUGCUGCUGCCGAUUACACUAGGAAGCUGUUCAGCAGCACCACCCUUCUCAGCGAGAAACCCCGUUGGAUGAGGCCAUGGAUUCACUGGUUCAUGCCCGAGAUCCAGGAGGUCCGGACAGCGCAGGCUGCAGCUAUCGAGGCAUUCCAGCCUCACCUUGAUCGUCGCGAGAAAGAGAAGGCUGCCGCGCUCGCGCGGGGGGAGGAUUACCGCGUCGACGAUUCUAUUGAAUGGUUCGCGAAAGAGGGCUCAACCCAUCCACCAGCCAUCGACCAGACCCGGCUUACUGUAGUCGCUAUUCACACUACCAGCGAUUUACUAACCGAGGCUAUGCUCAACAUCGCCAUGCACCCCGAGCUGUUCCAGCCCCUGCGAGAAGAGGUUGUUAGUGUGCUAUCGACUCAUGGCCUUAAAAAGACUGGGCUGUACGAGCUUCAACUUAUGGAUGCCGUUCUCAAGGAGUCUCAAAGACUUAAGCCGGUCCUGCUGAGCUGGAAGAGGAUACUUAUCGAGGAUGUCACGCUGCCUAGCGGCACAGCUCUCAAGAAGGGUGAGAAGGUAGCGGUCAGUCUUCUCCACAUGUGGGACGAUGAACAAUGGAAGGAUGCUGCUACCUUCGACCCUUACCGCUUUAUACGUAUGCGCGAAUCAUCGAACGAGGCGAACGCAUCUCAUCUAGUUAGUACCAGCCCGAGCCACAUGGGCUUCGGCCAUGGCGUGCACGCCUGUCCGGGGCGCUUCUUCGCCUCCAACGAGCUCAAGAUUGCGUUGUGCCAUCUUAUUCUCAAGUACGAUUGGAAGCUCCCCGGGGCUAAGCGCCCGGACCCUGUCGUGAUCGGCAUGCAAUACAUGGCCAACCCCGAGAGUAACCUACUGUUCCGCCGCCGCAAGGAGGAGUUGGAUUUCUCUGCCUUGGAGCGCUGA
Messenger RNA from Microdochium trichocladiopsis, 1569 nucleotides. RefSeq names its product cytochrome P450. Lineage: Eukaryota; Fungi; Ascomycota; Sordariomycetes; Xylariales; Microdochiaceae. Gene Ontology annotation, molecular function: heme binding; monooxygenase activity; iron ion binding. The record is from RefSeq and is a predicted model, not a curated record. The coding region runs from base 1 to 1569 and encodes 522 amino acids. The transcript is spliced from 5 exons.